This is a messenger RNA of Brassica oleracea var. oleracea, 1722 nucleotides long. Its product is annotated as CBL-interacting serine/threonine-protein kinase 1. Gene Ontology annotation, molecular function: protein kinase activity; ATP binding. The record is from RefSeq and is a predicted model, not a curated record. Gene Ontology annotation, biological process: signal transduction; protein phosphorylation. NCBI's taxonomy places the organism in Eukaryota, Viridiplantae, Streptophyta, Magnoliopsida, Brassicales, Brassicaceae. The coding region runs from base 227 to 1564 and encodes 445 amino acids. The transcript has 12 exons.
AACGAGAAGUGGCGUCCUCUCUUCAAUUUCAACAGCCUCUUCUUCUCUUCUUCCCAAUCUUCUUCCUCUCUUUCAAAUAUAUACAUAUAUCUCCCUCACACAUACAUACACAGCUAAAAGCCAUAGACGCAAUCUAAUCGGGACAGAUUCAAGCGAGCAUUCGUUAAUUCGUUUUGGUUCUCUGUUUUUUGGCUUCCUUGGAAAAUUUUUCUAAACCGGUGAUUGGAUGGUGAGAGAGCAAGCGGAAGAGAAGGAGGUGAGGAAGGGAAUGCGACUGGGGAAAUACGAGCUUGGAAGGACGCUUGGCGAGGGUAAUUUCGGAAAAGUAAAAUUCGCUAAAGACACCGUGUCUGGUCAACCGUUCGCCGUUAAAAUCAUUGACAAGUCACGUAUCGCCGAUCUCAACUUCUCCUUGCAGAUAAAAAGGGAGAUCAGAACGCUGAAAAUGCUGAAACAUCCCAACAUUGUCAGAUUACAUGAGGUCUUGGCUAGCAAAACAAAGAUCAAUAUGGUGAUGGAGUUAGUCACUGGAGGAGAAUUGUUCGACAAAAUUGUUUCGAACGGAAAGCUAACAGAAACUGAGGGAAGAAAAAUGUUUCAGCAGCUCAUCGAUGGAAUCAGUUACUGUCACAUCAAAGGUGUUUUCCACAGGGAUCUCAAGCUAGAGAAUGUUCUUCUUGAUGCAAAGGGACAUAUAAAGAUCACUGACUUUGGCCUCAGUGCUCUGCCUCAGCAUUUUAGGGAAGACGGAUUGCUACAUACAACCUGUGGAAGUCCUAACUACGUUGCGCCUGAGGUUUUAGCUAACAGAGGCUACGAGGGUGCAGCAUCUGAUAUAUGGUCAUGUGGUGUAGUCCUGUAUGUGAUUCUAACCGGAUGUCUCCCUUUUGAUGAUAGAAACCUUGUAGUUCUUUACCAGAAGAUAUGCAAAGGAGACCCACCGAUACCACGUUGGUUAUCACCUGGUGCAAGAACCAUGAUCAAGAAAAUGCUAGAUCCAAAUCCAGUCACCAGGAUCACGGUCGCAGGUAUUAAAGCCAGCGAAUGGUUCAAGCACGAGUACAUUCCUUCAGUUCCAGAUGAUGAUGAUGACGAAGAAGACAUUGACACAGACGACGAUGCUUUCUCAGUCCAAGAAGUCGGAUCGGAAGAUGGAAAGGGCAGUGAUUCACCGACUAUCAUCAACGCGUUUCAGUUGAUCGGAAUGUCUUCCUUCCUUGACCUGUCUGGUUUCUUUGAACAAGAGAAUGUAUCAGAGAGGAGAAUAAGAUUUACUUCAAAUAGCUCAGCAAAAGAUUUACUGGAGAAAAUCGAAAACUCAGUUACAGAAAUGGGAUUCAGUGUACAAAAGAAAAAUGCAAAGUUGAAAGUAAAGCAAGAAGAACAUAACCAGAAGGGUCAAGUUGGUUUAUCAGUAACAGCUGAGGUUUUCGAGAUAAAGCCGUCACUGAACGUGGUUGAGUUAAGAAAAUCUUAUGGCGAUUCAUCUUUGUAUAGACAGUUGUACGAGAGACUAUUAAAAGAAGUAGGCACUUCCUCGCCGGAACAAGAGCUAGUAACAUAGAAUGUGUUGGUGCUUUCGGCUAAAGAUUAUGUAUAGUCGAAUAAGUAUGGUACACCAACGAUGUUAAUAAUUUUUCAUUUAUGUAAAUAGACAAAGAGCUCAGAUUUGUAUAAUUAGUGCGAAAAUUUGCAUUAAUAUAUAGAAAAAAGUUGGCUAAA